GUGGUGACAUCGUCUCUGACUCCCGACACCUUAGACCUGCCCUGUCAAUGCGGCACCGCACGAUACCGUUUAAAAGGCAUUAUCUACAGUGGCAGCGAACAUUUCACAGCCCGUCUCAUUGCGGAAAACGUGACAUGGACGUACGACGGACAAAUAAACGGCGUCCGAUCUCGCAUCGAGGGUAUCUCCACGGAUUUUCCACAUCUCCGUGAGCUUGAUGGACGAGAGGCUCACCUUUGUGGCUAUGCCCUGCACUACAUGCUGGAGGAGUUGCAUAUCAAUGGGGUGCGACCAGUAAUGAAUUCAGGAAUGCAGGUAUCACGUCUAUCUGAGACGCUUUAGUGCGCUGAACCGGAGAACCUAGUUGUUGGAAAG
Molecule: messenger RNA, 375 nt
Organism: Suillus subalutaceus
Lineage: Eukaryota; Fungi; Basidiomycota; Agaricomycetes; Boletales; Suillaceae
Exons: 2
Source: RefSeq, a predicted model, not a curated record